Theobroma umbraticum is the source of this 1879-nucleotide messenger RNA. RefSeq lists its product as uncharacterized. NCBI's taxonomy places the organism in Eukaryota, Viridiplantae, Streptophyta, Magnoliopsida, Malvales, Malvaceae. The record is from RefSeq and is a predicted model, not a curated record.
GCUUGCCUGCAGUAACCCAGCUAAUAUUACAGCCUGUUUUUUCAGCCUCUCUCUCUCUCAACUUUCGUGUUGCUUUUAGAGAUCUCUACCUCUACGUGUGCCCUUACCCCUUUUUAAUGGUUUGGUCGGCAAACUCUUUGUUUUGGCCCCAAAACCUCAACACCACGUAAUUCACAAGCUGCAACAGCAGCAGCAACCGGGAGAAGAAGAGAGAAAACCCAAACCCCACACCAAAACCAGGGAAAAGAAAGACAAUGGAUCCGUGUCCUUUUGUACGGAUCCUGGUGGGAAAUUUGGCCCUGAAAUUACCAGUAUCAAGGAAGCCUUCUCUGUCAAGAAUCCACCCUUCUACUUCUUCAUGCUAUUGCAAGAUUAAACUCAAGAACUUCCCUCACCAAAUGGCUACAAUCCCUUUUAUCCAAUCGCAAGUAGACAGCAGCAUCAGCAGUAGCAGCAGCAGCUGUUCUCAUAAAUCUCUGGCCGCUUGUUUCAGUCUGAGCAAGUCCCAGAUCGACAGAAUCGUCUCGAGAGGGAGUUCAUCGUAUAAACUUUCUAUCGAGGUUUACGCAGACCCUGAUGGCAGUAGCUGUGGAUUGACAUAUGGGAAGUUGUUGGGGAAGGUUUCGGUACCGUUGGAUCUACGUGGAGCGGAAUCGAGGCCGUCUAUUGUGCAUAAUGGGUGGGUUGCUAUAGGCCGAAGUAGAAGCAACAAGAAUGGAUCAUCUGCACAGUUGUGUUUAACGGUCAGGACUGAACCUGAUCCGAGGUUCGUGUUCCAGUUCGGUGGGGAGCCUGAGUGUAGUCCUCAGGUUUUUCAGGUUCAAGGCGGUCUUAAACAGGCCGUAUUCACUUGCAAGUUUGGUUUCAGGAACACAAGUGAUCGGAACUUGGGAUCAAGAUCAUCUUUGCCAGAAUCAAACACUUCAAGAAAUUGGCUAUCUUCUCUGAAAACAGAGAAAGAUCAAACCUCCAAAGAACGAAAAGGAUGGUCGAUUACAGUCCACGACCUGUCAGGCUCUCCAGUAGCAAUGGCAUCAAUGGUGACCCCAUUUGUCCCAUCUCCUGGUUCGGACAGGGUUAGCCGUUCCAACCCAGGUGCAUGGCUAAUUCUCCGUCCAGGAUGCGGAACCUGGAAACCAUGGGGCCGCCUCGAGGCCUGGCGUGAGCCUGGUUUCACUGACGCCCUCGGAUACCGAUUCGACCUCUUCCACGACGACUACAUGGCCGCCACCUCCACAACCACCACCCUCGCUAGUUCCAUCCUUAGCACCAAACUUGGCGGGAAAUUCACCAUGGACAUGACCACAAACGUAGCAGCAACCCCAUCGACAAGCCCACAAAGCAGCUGCGACUUCGGUUCCGGAUCAAGGCCCGGAUCGGGAUCAGGGUCAGAUUUCGGGUUCGCGGCAUCCCUUUCCCCGCAGAGUUUGUACAGGGGUGGCUUCGUGAUGUCGUCGACGGUGGAAGGUGCAGGGAAAUGCAGCAAGCCGGACGUGGAAGUAGGUGUACAGCACGUGACAUGCACGGAGGACGCAGCAGCUUUUGUGGCACUGGCCGCGGCCAUGGAUCUGAGCGUGGAUGCCUGUCGGCCCUUCUCUCAAAAGCUAAGGAAAGAGUUGAGGCAGCAAACUCAAAACUUUGUCGUGUAAUAUCCAUUGGAAGUUUGUCGUUUUAGGGUUUGUCGGAUCAUAACUGAUGAGUUGGUUAGGUGUUCCUUUCGGAUUGGGAUUCUUUCUGCAGAUAACUAACAGCAGUUUUUGAGCUGGAUAUGUAACGAUUAGCUCUUGUACAGUGCGGAAUGACAAGGCAGGAUUCUUCUGUUUUUUUCUUUUUUUAAUUUUCCUUUGUGAUUAGUGAAAUUUGUUCAUUGUUUAUUCAA